GUCGUUACUUCUUCCGGUAAGUUUUGCUCUGCAGUGGAGUGGCGGGCAGCAGUAUGAAGGAUUUGAGGCGAGUAUUAUGGACAGGCGAUACUAAAUAAUACCAAGUUCCAUCCAGGUCCACAGACUGAGGAGAUGAAAAGCAUUUAUUAACAAAGCAGCUUGAACCCCAGUCAGACGUCCCCCUGCAGGGCUGUGGCCAACUGCAUCAUGGACCAGAAACCUCCCCAGCUAAGUGUGGCAGAUGUGAAGGAGGAAGCACAGGACAUCGUCAUAUCGGAUGUGGACGGGGCCGGGCACAGCAGCCCUGACGAGGCCAAAUGGAGCGCUGCUGGUGUGGGGCCCAGCUGCCUUCUGCACUCACAGAAAGCAGAGAGUACAGUGUGUCCCAUCCUUAAUGGGGAGGUGAAAGAAGAAACAGUGUUUCAGGACGUGACUGAGGAGCUGCUGGCUGGGAGUGUCAGACCUCCAAACCCAGUCCAAGCUCUUGUGCCAGAGAGGGGAAUGAAGAAGUUCCCCUUUUUUUACUCUCUGCCGUCCUACACAUCAGAGCCAUACCGUCACAUCGUGACACUGCCAUAUACGUCACAGACUUAUGUCCACAGACACCUCAAGAAAUCCCACCGUCAGAAGUUUCACCUCAGUAUGACACCGAAAGUUCACUGCUGCUCCCAUUGUGGGAAGAACUUCCGUCGAUCAGAAACCCUAAAGACACACCAACGGAUUCACACAGGAGAGAGGCCCUACCACUGCUCCCAGUGUGAGAAGAGCUUUAAUACAUUAGGAACCCUAAAGAACCACCGGCGGGUUCACACAGGGGAGAGGCCCUACCAGUGUGCCCACUGUAAGAAGAGCUUCAAGCAAUUAUCAUCCCUAAAGACCCACGAGCGGAUUCAUACAGGGGAGAGGCCCUACCAGUGUGCCCACUGUAAGAAGAGCUUCAANAAGAGCUUCAAGCAAUUAUCAUCCCUAAAGACCCACGAGCGGAUUCAUACAGGGGAGAGGCCCUACCAGUGUGCCCACUGUAAGAAGAGCUUCAAACAAUCAUCAUCCCUAAAGAUCCACAAGCGGACUCACACAGGAGAGAGGCCCUUCCCGUGCUCCCAGUGUGGGAAAAGCUUCAUUCAUGCAGGAGCCCUACAGAAGCACCAGCGGAUUCACACAGGGGAGAGGCCCUACCAGUGCUCCCAGUGUGGGAAAACCUUCAUUCAUGCAGGAGACCUAAAGAAGCACGAGUGGAUUCACACAGGGGAGAGGCCCUACCAAUGUUCCGAGUGUGGGAAGAGCUUCAGUCAUUUAGGAUACCUAAAGAAACAUCAGAUGACUCACACAGGGGAGAGGCCCUACCAGUGCUCCCAGUGUGGGAAGAGCUUCAGCCAGUCAAGCAGCCUAAGGGCACACCAGCGAACUCACACAGGAGAAAGGCCUUAUCACUGUUCUCAUUGUGCAAAGACUUUUAUUCAAUUAAGAGAUCUUAAGACACACCAACAAGCUCACAUUGGGGAAUGGCGUUUAGUUCUGCUUGGCAGCGGAGGAAUAGGGAGGAAUAAGAGCUGUAGAAGCGGGGGAAGACAGGAGAGGGGGUGUCGCCGAGCCACUGAAAGUCCCCCUUCCUUCCUUCCUUCCUUCCUUCCCCGUUACGCGCAGCCCCACCUGACGUCCCCCUGCAGGGCUGUGGCCAGCUGCAGCAUGGACCAGAAACCUCCCCAGCUAAGUGUGGCAGAUGUGAAGGAGGAAGCGCAGGACGUCCUCAUAUCGGAUGUGGACGGGGCCGGGCACAGCAGCCCUGACGAGGUGAAAUGGAGCGCUGCUGGUGUGGGGCCCAGCUGCCUUCUGCACUCACAGAAAGCAGAGAGUACAGUGUGUCCUGUCCUUAUUGGGGAGGUGAAAGAAGAAACAGUGUUUCAGGACGUGACUGAGGAGAAGCUGGCUGGGAGUGUCAGACCUCCAAACCCAGACCAAGCUCUCAUACCAGGGCGGAGAGUGAACAAGUUCCCCUGUCCUCACUGUCCCUCAUCCUACACGUUGGAGACUUACCUUCACAGGCACAUCAAGAAAUCCCACCCUGAGAAGUUUGACCCCAGUGUGAUACUGAAAGCUCAUUGGUGCUCCCAUUGUGGGAAAAGAUUUAGUCAUGCAGGAGAUCUGAAGAAGCAUCAACAAAUUCACACAGGCGAGAAGCCCUACCAGUGCUCAGAGUGUGCAAAGAGUUUUAGCCAAUUAAGUGACUUAAAGACACAUCAACGAACUCACACAGGAGAAAAGCCAUAUCACUGCUCACAAUGUGGUAAGAGUUUCAGUCAGUCAGGUAACCUAAAGGCACAUCAGCGAACUCACACAGGAGAGAAGCCCUACAAGUGCUCCCAGUGUGAAAAGAGUUUCAAUCAUUUAGGAGCCCUAAACAAGCACCAGCAAAUUCACACAGGCAAAAAGCCCUACCAGUGCUCCCAGUGUGGGAACAGCUUCAGUCAACUAGGACACUUACGAACACACCAGAGGAUUCACACGGGGGAGAGGCCCUACCAGUGUUCCGACUGUGGGAAGAGCUUCAGUCAAUUAGGAGCCCUAAAGAUCCACCAGUGGAUUCAUACAGGGGAGAGGCCCUACCAGUGCUCCCAGUGUGGGAAGACCUUCAAUCAUUUAGGAGCCCUAAAGAAACACCAGCGGAUUCACACAGGGGUGAGGCCCUAUCAGUGCUCAGAGUGUGCAAAGAGUUUUAGCCAAUUAAGUGACUUAAAAACACAUCAACGAACUCACACAGGAGAAAAGCCUUAUCACUGCUCACAAUGUGGUAAGAGUUUUAGUCAGUCAAGCAACCUGAAGGCACACCAGCGAACUCACAAAAGAGAGAGGCCCUACCAGUGCUCCCAGUGCGAGAAGAGCUUCAAUCAUUUAGGAGCCUUAAACAAGCACCAGCACAUUCACACUGGCCAGAAGCCCUACCACUGCUCCCAGUGUGGGAACAGCUUCAGUCAGUUAGGACACCUACAGAUGCACCAGCGGAUUCACACAGGGGAGAGACCCCAUCAGUGCUCACAUUGUGGCAAAAAUUUCACUCAGUCAGGUGACUUAAAAAGGCAUAUGCUAACUCAUGGUAUAGAGAAGCCAUAUCAUUGUUCACAGUGUGGGAUGAGCUUCAUUUGGUUCAAAGACCUAAAAACACAUCAACAAGGUCACGCAGUAGGAAAACCCUACCUCUGCUCCUAGUGAAAACUGUGUGAGAAAAAGAUGCACCAGCAGUAUCUCAGAUGUGAAAAGCCCUGCCAGUGCUCCCACUGUGGGAAGAACCUCUGUCAAUCACAAGUACAGGGGAAGCAGUGAUGGUAUCAGUAAUGGACAGUUUGCUUUAUAGACAUUUCUGUGGUGAGCUCCCUGGGUACACUUACAGUGUGGAUACAGCUGCCGUGGUCCAUGCUGCUCCUUAUGACCCAGGUAGGGGUACUGAGAAGGGACUCGACCACAGUUUGACAGCGCCUACAGGGCAGGUACCGCAUGCAGGCAGAGAGAAGCUGCCGGAAGGGACCCUAAUGCUGACACAUGAUGAAAUGCUGCUGUAGCAGAGGCUGGUUCAGGCUGCUGGAAGCCCCUCUCUGAAUCAGGGGGGUUUGCAGGCUGGAUGGGUUAUGCUCAGAGUCCUGCUGGGGUAUCUGAAUGGGACCAGGAGUAGUCAUGUUUAUUAUUGGUCAAACUGGGCAUUGAUGGUAAAGCCCUGGUAAUAUCAAUAAUAUACAUGUGAGGCCUUAACUACUGCCCCCCCCCUACAGUCCUCCAGGAAUACCUGAUCCCUGGGUGGGAAUCACACUCAGGCUGUCCAUGUGCUUCAUGUCCUGUUAUAGGCUGAUGUAGUUUAUCCCUUCAUGAUCUCAUGCAGUUUGUUUCCAGUUUUGGUUAAUAUCUGGUUUUAAGUUGAAUUGCAUUCUGACAGACAAUCUAACAGUCUACAGCACGGGUGUCAAAUUCCAGUCCUGGGGGGCCAGAGCCCUGCAUAUUUUUGGGUUUCCCCUAAUUUAACUCACCUGAUUCAACUCAUGCUAAUUACCACGUCACUCUUGAGCUUAAUCAUUUGUGGUGGAACAGGGAAAGAACUAAGUUACACAGGGCUCCGGCACUCCAGGACUGGGAUUUGACACCCCUGGUCUACAGUAAUGGGAAAGGUAAUUACAAAUGCAUCAUCCACUUCCCAUACAGUAGCGCUCGGUAAAUUAUAAAUACAGUGGAAAUCACUUGGAGUGAUCACGGUUAUACUGAUCAUCCACUUAUAUGGAUCAAAAAGCUUAGCAUAGAAUCAUUCCUGUACAAAUACUGUUUAAAUAAUUUGCUUAUAGUAAUCCAGUAGUCCGCUCAGUGUUGAUUUUGGGUCUUUUUAAACAAGACAACAUGUGGAUAAAAUUAAAACUGCAGUAUUUUUUUUUUUACUUUGAUAGCCCUACUUUGCCUUGUGGUAACCCGUCUGCUUCUGGCUAGCUGCCUGAGGCUAAUGCGUGCACAGAAAACAUGAGAGGAAAAAAAAGUCAUUUUCUCUCAAAUAUAUAUUUAUCAAACCACCAAAAAUGAGCCACCGGGAUGCAGCAGCGAAACUACAAAAAAAGUUCUUUGAGACAACGUAACAUUGUGAAAAUACAUUGUAUGAAUAAAAUUGAAUAUUUGAAUUAUACACAGUUCAGUUCAAUUUGUAUAAUACUGUAAUUUGAAAAAGCAUUUAAAAUAGUAUAUUUUGAAAAUUUUAAAAUCAAGUAAAUAGCGAUGCUAUUCGUUUUGUUACCUUAUAUUCAUGUAACAAAUAUGUGUCCGCCUGUCCCCCCUAAAUCUAUGUCUAUGCUAAUGAUAACCCGUUUAUAGUGAUCAGUUUCACCCAGACAGACGUGAUCACUAUAAGCGAUUUCCACUUUAUAUUGAUGAAUGAAUAAAAUGUACAUCCAAAUGG
Paramormyrops kingsleyae is the source of this 4921-nucleotide messenger RNA. The record is from RefSeq and is a predicted model, not a curated record. Lineage: Eukaryota; Metazoa; Chordata; Actinopteri; Osteoglossiformes; Mormyridae.